Seminavis robusta is the source of this 1800-nucleotide messenger RNA. The record is from the annotation of a GenBank genome assembly. Lineage: Eukaryota; Bacillariophyta; Bacillariophyceae; Naviculales; Naviculaceae.
AUGUUGAGCAGAUUCCUGUUCUUGGGCGUUUGCCUCUUUCUGGACCGUCGUGCUGCAGCAUUCGUACCUCAAGGCCGCCAUGUGGUUUCGGUACGCCCAACUGCAAGCCCCCGUCUUACUGGCGCUUGGGCACCCACCCCAGCAAAAGAUUCGCAGCUAUCCAUGAAACUACGUUUUGGCGGAGGUUCCAACCAAGUCUCUUCCACCAUGAUUAAGAAGAGCACUGUUUCCAAGGUACUUUCACGAGUUGCCCUUGCAUUUUUGGCCAUUGCCAUGGUACAAAUGCCUCUGGCGGCUCAUGCUGCCAAGAAGGCCAAGGUCGUGGAACAUUUACAUACGGGACAAAAAGUGGCAAAUUUCUUUCGAACAUUUGGUAUCCCUGAUUUGGGCGUCCUUGCAAUCAUUUCGGCUUUGCCGGUAGUAGAGCUUCGAGGAGCCGUACCGGUUGGAAUUUGGAUGGGUUAUCCAAUCACCACCGUUUUGCCCGUUUGCGUCCUGGGAAACAUGGCUCCUAUCAUUCCCCUUCUUUAUCUACUUCGCAACCCAACGCUCAAAAACCUCAUGGCUCCAAUUUUGAAGAGAGCCGAAAAGAAGGCUGCUGGUUUGGGUGUUGGAUCGCUUGAAAAGCAAUGGGCAUCGUUGGCUGCAUUUGUAGGUAUUCCACUUCCAGGAACAGGUGCCUGGACUGGAGCCAUGGGUGCCUUUCUAUUGGGUAUGCCAACGGCCGUUGCCCUGUCUUCCAUCUUUACUGGUGUAGUAUCGGCGGGUGUUAUCAUGUCGGCUAUCACAUUGGCUGGAAGGAAGGGUGGAUUAGCAGCAUUGGCAGCCUUGUUUGCCUUUACUGGCAAGGAAUUUCUCUUUGGUUCCAAAAAGCAAGAUUUCCUAGAAGCUGACCCCUACUGGGACCAAUCCACAGUUCCUGUGAAUGUGUACAAGAACAAGGCACCUUUCACAGGAAAGGUUGUCUCCACAAAGAGAAUUGUUGGACCUAAAGCUACUGGUGAAACAUGCCACAUCAUCAUUGACCACAAAGGCGACUUCCCCUACUGGGAGGGGCAAUCCUGGGGGGUCAUUCCACCUGGUGUUAGGGAAAAGGAUGGAAAGCCUCACUCAGUUCGCCUAUACUCCAUUGCCUCUUCUCGUUAUGGAGAUGACAUGACAGGAAACACUGGAUCCUUGUGUGUUCGUCGUGCAACCUACUGGUGCCCAGAGCUCAAGGCUGAUGAUCCUGCCAAGAAGGGAAUCUGCUCCAACUUUUUGUGUGACACCAAGGCAGGUGAUGAAGUUCAAAUGACUGGUCCUGCUGGAAAGGUUAUGCUCAUGCCAGAGGAAGAUCCUAGCACUGACUACAUUAUGGUUGCCACUGGUACUGGUAUUGCUCCUUACCGUGGUUUUGUGAGACGUCUCUUCACAGAAAAGACACCAGCUGCUGAAGCCUACAAAGGCCAGGCCUGGUUGUUCCUUGGAGUUGCCAACAGCGAUGCCUUGUUGUAUGAUGAUGAGUGGCAAGAGGUCAAGACCAACAACCCGGAACAGUUCCGUUUGGAUUAUGCCCUUUCUCGCGAACAGAACAAUGCUAAGGGUGGCAAGAUGUACAUUCAAGACAAGGUUGAGGAAUAUGCUGAUGAAGUCUUUGAGAAGCUUGAGAAUGGUGCCCAUAUUUACUUCUGUGGAUUGAAGGGAAUGAUGCCUGGAAUCCAAGGCAUGCUCAAGGGAGUUGCAGAGAAGAAAGGCUUGGAGUAUGAUGCUUGGUUGAAAGGACUCAAGGCCAAGAAGCAGUGGCAUGUGGAGGUCUACUAG